Molecule: messenger RNA, 1137 nt
Organism: Acanthosepion pharaonis
Lineage: Eukaryota; Metazoa; Mollusca; Cephalopoda; Sepiida; Sepiidae
Source: the annotation of a GenBank genome assembly
AUGCUUUUUGCUUCCUUAGUCUAUGUGUGUAAAACAUUUUGCUUCCUCAAUGUGUGCCUUUACAACAUUUUUGCUCCCUCCCUCUAUGACUUUACAGCUUUUUGCUUCCUCCCUUUAUGUCUUUACAACAUUUUUGCUCCCUCCCUCUGUGACUUUACAGCUUUUUGCUUCCUCCCUUUAUGUCAUUACAACAUUUUUGCUCCCUCCCUCUGUGACUUUACAGCUUUUUGCUUCCUCCCUUUAUGUCAUUACAACAUUUUUGCUCCCUCCCUCUAUGACUUUACAGCUUUUUGCUUCCUCCCUUUAUGUCUUUACAACAUUUUUUCUCCCUCCCUCUAUGACUUUACACGUUUUUGCUUCCUCCCUUUAUGUCAUUACAACAUUUUUGCUCCCUCCCUCUAUGACUUUUACACCUUUUGCUUCCUCCCUUUAUGUCAUUACAACAUAUUUUUUGCUCCUCCCUCUGUGACUUUACAGCUUUUUGCUUCCUCCCUUUAUCUUUUUUGCUUCCUCCCUUUAUGUCUUUACAACAUUUUUUCUCCCUCCCUCUAUGACUUUACACGUUUUUGCUUCCUCCCUUUAUGUCAUUACAACAUUUUUGCUCCCCUCCCAUAUGACUUUACACCUUUUGCUUCCUCCCUUUAUGUCAUUACAACAUUUUUGCUCCCUCCCUCUGUGACUUUACAGCUUUUUGCUUCCUCCCUUUAUCUUUUUGCUUCCUCCCUUUAUGUCAUUACAACAUUUUUGCUCCCUCCCUCUGUGACUUUACAGCUUUUUGCUUCCUCCCUUUAUGUCAUUACAACAUUUUUGCUCCCUCCCUCUAUGACUUUACACCUUUUUGCUCCCUCCCUCUGUGACUUUACAGCUUUUUGCUUCCUCCCUUUAUGUCAUUACAACAUUUUUGCUCCCUCCCUCUGUGACUUUACAGCUUUUUGCUUCUUCCCUUUAUGUCUUUACAACAUAUUUGCUUCCUCCCUUUAUGUCUUUACACUAUUUUCUCCUCCCUCCCACUAUGUCUUUACAACAUUUUCUCCUCCCUCCCUCUAUGCCUUAUACAGCAUUUUUGCCAUCUCCUUUUAUGUCUCGAUUAAUACCGGCCAAAUAAAAGAUUUUCGUUCCGUUUCGUGUUUAGGAUAG